Molecule: messenger RNA, 1517 nt
Organism: Megachile rotundata (alfalfa leafcutting bee)
Lineage: Eukaryota; Metazoa; Arthropoda; Insecta; Hymenoptera; Megachilidae
Product: LHFPL tetraspan subfamily member 6 protein
Cellular component (GO): membrane
Source: RefSeq, a predicted model, not a curated record
CAUCGCGAAAGACGGUGGAAGCCGAAACUCUGUCGAAACGGUACGGUUCAGUCACAGUUUCGAAGCGGCGCCGAGCGAGUGACGGUUCACUCGGUCGCCUCUCCGUCCGCCUCUUCUUUACCUUCUCCUUCUUCCUCCUCUUUUUCUUGUUUUCGCGUCUUCUCGCGCCUUUCGUCUAUAAUUAAACCGUGGAAAGAAACGUUUCCUUUCGUCCGCCUUGUUCUCGCCGCGAGCAAAAUGAAGCGGCGCACCGAAUUCUUCUUCUCGAGUCGACGAACCAGUCAGUACGAGAUUCUAUAAUUAACGGGACACUCGUGGCCACGCUUCGACCAGCCGAAACGACCCCGUUGCUCCUCGGGGAACAUGCCUCCCGAGGAUCUCGCGUACACCGCGGCGUGAACUCGUCCCGAUCGGAAGCGGAUAAACGGAGGAUCGACACUGGAACAAGGAUGGGUCGUUGAUCGCGCCGACGGCGAACCUUGACCGUGAGUCGGUCCGUUCCGACACGCGAAGACCGACCCAUUAACCGGCUCUAUUUUCGUCUUGGCCUACGUCGCGCACAGUGCAACAGUGAAUCGGCCGGAAAAGGUUUUCCUCCCGUAACGACUCGUGCGACGAAGCUGUAACGAGACUAGCCUGGUUCCAUCGCGGUGCUCGACCCAAUUACCCUCGAAUUUUGUGUUCGCGCAAAGAGAGCCUGGCUUCGUGCUCCGCUGGAAUCGAAGAGGAAGAACGAGUAUAUAAAAGUGGGUACCCUCUUGUACGAGUGCAUUCGCGUUCGAGGAUCGGCUGUGUUCGAGCGUUCGUUCGUCAUGAUCGAGUAGCAGCGAGAUAAGAGGGAGAGAGAUCGCGGAGGAACGCUUUUAAACCGAUGAGAUGACAGUGCUGUGCGUGCUGUGGGCGACUCUGUCCACCGUGGCAUCGAUCCUCGCCUGUUCCGGAUUUUACCUGCCUUAUUGGAUUCAGGGACGACUUUUGGGAAAAGCGGACGCGUACUUUAGUUCCUUUCGACGUUGCAACUAUCCACGGAUAAGGGCGCCGAACGCCGCUCCCGAAAUAGUGUACGAGUGCGCCAGGUAUUCCAGCUUUUGGGACAUACCGAGUGGCUGGUGGCAGGCGAGCACCGUCACCAUGGGAAUCGGCGUCGCGAUCGCCGUGAUCGGGGCUUUAACUUUGCUCGCGGCUGCGUCGAGCUUUCUGCCACACAUACUCAAAACACCCAAACACACGAGAGUUUUGGGUGCCUUGCAACUGCUCGCUGCAGUGAUGAUAUGCGGCGGUCUGGUGAUGUAUCCCAUAGGAUGGGACAACCGGGAGGUACGGGAGUCCUGUGGGAAGGGUGCUAAUGUAUACAAUCUCGGAAAGUGUUCCGUGUCGUGGUCAAGCCACCUGCUGGUAGGCUCGGUGGCGCUGUUAAUGUUGUGCUUCGGAUUGAGCUUCUGCGCGGCACGACACAAGCCGUCCAACCCACACACCGACCCCCUGCGCAUUUGACAAUCGAGAUAUUCCCAAUCGAU